Alternaria novae-zelandiae is the source of this 636-nucleotide messenger RNA. RefSeq lists its product as uncharacterized. Bases 1 to 636 code for a protein of 211 amino acids. NCBI's taxonomy places the organism in Eukaryota, Fungi, Ascomycota, Dothideomycetes, Pleosporales, Pleosporaceae. The record is from RefSeq and is a predicted model, not a curated record. Gene Ontology annotation, cellular component: mitochondrion. The transcript is spliced from 3 exons.
AUGACAUGGCCAAAAACAUCACCACAAUAUGCAAGCGGCUAUGCGUCUGCCCUGGAGCUACGGCGCAACUUCAGCGCGACUGCACGGCAAUCCAAGGACCAUCACUUCGACACGCUCAAGUUUGUGCAGCGACUGAAGGAGGAGGGGUUCACAGAAGAGCAAGCCGAGGGCAUGAUGAGGGUUCUCAGCGAUGUAAUUGAGGAGAGCAUACAAAACCUCACGCGCACCAUGGUCCUCCGCGAAGACCAGGAGAAAGCCACCUACACGCAGAAAGUCGACUUUGCCAAACUCCGCUCCGAACUCAUGACGGCCGACUCGACUGAAUCGAGUCUGACGCGCGCAUCGCACGAGCGCCUCACAAACGAGCUCGCAAAGCUGAACUCGCGCUUGCGGGACGAGAUACAACGGACACAGGCGUCAGUACGGCUAGACUUGAACCUGGAGAAGGGACGCAUAAGGGAGGAGGCAAACGUGCAGGAGCUCAAGCUGAAGGAGACCGAGACGAGGAUCGAGCAGGAGACGGCGCAGCUGCGGGAGAGGCUCGAGGCGGUCAAGUUCUCCACGCUGCAGUGGCUCAUGGGUGUGUGUACGGGUACGGCGGCGCUGAUGUUGGGUGUCUGGCGGUUGUUAAUGUGA